This is a messenger RNA of Onychostoma macrolepis, 3339 nucleotides long. It is a transcript of the gene ntng1b, whose product is annotated as netrin-G1. Bases 623 to 2035 code for a protein of 470 amino acids. The record is from RefSeq and is a predicted model, not a curated record. Gene Ontology annotation, molecular function: cell-cell adhesion mediator activity. The transcript is spliced from 7 exons. NCBI's taxonomy places the organism in Eukaryota, Metazoa, Chordata, Actinopteri, Cypriniformes, Cyprinidae.
UGUUCUCUCCCGGGCAGGAUAGGUAAGCGCUGGGAGCAACUGAAUUUAACUGGAGGUUUGGCUGUAAUAACUCGCAUUUUAUGGACUGAGUGUCAUUAGGCUACAAUGACUUUUAUUGACAAAGGCUGGAGUUCUUAUCAGUAAAGUAUGUUCAGCUGGCCGAUGAACAUUUGACAGACGUGUAGGAGAACCUGUGCACUGCAUUCACUCAAUUGCUGUGGAGUAACAUUUCUGGGACAUGAUCUGAUCAGUAAAGACCGGAUUCAUUCACUGGAUGUUUUCUGUUUGGAAAACUGUCAAGACUGCGGAGAGCAUACGGGAAGCAGCGAUGGACAGGCGGAUGAUCUGCAAUGGCCUCCACUAAUGGCUUCAAGAAGGAAUUAAUAUCAUUCUUUCACACCGGUGACCCGUGCUUACCGCAACUUUGUCAAAACACGUUCAAGUGCUCCUGCAACACAAUCAGAUGAAAAGAAACAAAUGAGUGAAAUUAGAGCGGCCUAAGGAAUCGGAGUCAAAACUGGCACAGAUGCCAGCCUUUUUUCCACUUUAAAGUUCAGUGUUACCACAGAGGCAGUCUGCCUCAUCAUCCUCUGCCUGCUUAUUAUCUAUCAGACACCAUUUAAUGAGGCAUCAGAAGAAAGGCGCAACCAUGUACUUACUGCUAGGGUUUGUACUACAGGCCCUGUGGGUGAGUUGGUGUCAUGCCACUCAGCAUUACCCGGCCUCAUGGGGGCACUAUGAUGUUUGUAAGUCCCAGGUUUAUGCAGAGGACCGCCUGGCCUGGCACUACAUGGCCUGCCAGCCUGAGGCCACUGAUAUGACCAAAUACCUGACUGUGUCUCUGGACCCACCCAACAUUACCUGCGGAGACCCACCUGAGAUGUACUGUGCCCUGGAAAACCCAUAUAUGUGUAAUAACGAAUGCGACGCUGAUACCGAAGAGCUGGCCCACCCGCCCGAGCUCAUGUUUGACUCUGAAGGACGAAACCCAACCACGUUCUGGCAGUCGACCUCCUGGAAGAAAUACCCCAAGCCCCUUCAGGUCAACAUCACGCUGUCCUGGAACAAAACAAUAGAACUCACAGAUGACAUUGUCCUCACCUUUGAGUCUGGCCGACCCGAGCAGUUGGUCUUGGAGAAGUCGCUAGAUUACGGUCAUACGUGGCAGCCGUAUCAGUUUUACGCAUCUGACUGUUUGGAUGCCUUUACUAUGGAGCCAAAAGCAGUACAUCAGCUGACCCCAAGCACAAUGCUAGAAAUCAUCUGCACUGAGGCCUAUUCAACAGGCUAUGUGUGGAAGUACGAUAAGACUGUGCGCUUCGAGAUCAAAGACCGCUUCGCCCUUCUUGCUGGCCCGAGACUGCACAAUAUGGCUUCUCUGUAUGGGCAGCUGGACACCACCAAGAACCUAAGGGAUUUCUUCACCCUCACUGACCUUCGCAUAAGACUUCUUCGGCCUGCCACCGGAGCCACAAUGGUGGAUGAGAACAACCUUUCUAGAUACUUCUAUGCCAUCUCGGACAUUAAAGUGCAGGGCAGGUGCAAGUGCAAUCUGCAUGCCAACAGCUGUGUUUUUGACAAAGGGAAGCUGGGGUGCGAGUGCGAGCACAACACUACAGGGCCGGAUUGCGCACGCUGCAAGAGACACUACCAGGGCCGAGCCUGGAGCAUGGGCUCCUACCUGCCCAUCCCCAAGGGUACUGCCAAUAUCUGUAUCCCGAAUAAUCUUGGCACCUCUGUUCGACCGAAUGCUUCUUCUCUUGGAGCAGCAAACCGAAAUCAAGCUCGAGUGUGUGACAAUGUGCUCCUGCGCUGUCAGAACGGUGGUGUGUGUCACCACCACCAGCGCUGCCAGUGUCCGGCUGGUUUUGGCGGCAUACUGUGUGAGAAGGCCCAGUGCCAGGGUGACUCUUGCGAGGAUCUGCAAUCCAGCCAGCCGUCCCUCCGCCCCCCGCCCACGGCCCAGACUCUCCCGCUGGCUCUUCUAUCUCUCAUCUCCUCCCUGCUGGCCACCCGGGGCCUUACAUCACUCUAAGGGGAACGCUUUUGCCCCAAAGACAUUCUCCAUGGGGGCUCCAAUCAUGACUUCCUGUUAGAGGACACACAACGACUGAAAAUAAAUGCUCCUUUGAUGAGGGAAAAAAAAUGAAACAUCUUUUUAGGAAACCGUAAAGUUUUCUACUCAGUACUAUGUCAAUUAAAGUUUGCCAGAGAUGAUGGAUAAACUGAAAAAAAUUGAAACUGCAAGAGGAAAUUUCCAAAAAAAAAAAACCCCAAAAAACAGCAACAACAUAAAAAAAUCUGACACUAAUGACCGUCUUUGUCUUUGUUGAAAAUGUUAGGAAGAAAUCAAAUCAAUACACUGUUACACUGCUCUGAAGCCAUCCUUCAGAUAAAACUUCAUCUCAAGCCUCAGAGCGCAGAAACACUGCAAUACAAUUUUUUUUUGGAGACAAAUCAUCAAUGUGAAGAUGAAUCAAGAUGUACUCGUAGACUGCCACCUGAAUUUACGCACACACCAACACGACUGGUUGUCAAACUUCUCACACCUUACCUUUUCCUGACCCUCUUGCUUCUUCUUGUAACUCUGUGAAGUCAUGUAAAAGUCCCAUGAUGUAUGUCACACAAGAAUUGAUCCAGAUUAUCAGUCAGAGCUGGUGUAAGAUCAAAUAUAGAGUAACAUGAGAGACAAAUGUUGACAUUUUGUACUGGGAUGUUUUCAUGCAAUGAGAAUUGGAACAAGAAGAAAGACCCUGAUCAGCAACGUGAUUUAUUGCAUCGCUGCAACAACCUGUAGAAUUUGGGUUGGUCAUUUAUUGCCCUGAUGAAGUUGAAUAUUCCUGUUCAGUUGCUAAUUGUUUUGCUUAAAACAUACGUUUACAUUUUCACCGACCGAACUGUAUGAAAGGUUUCACCAAAGGGCUUUGGUGAGAAAUCCUUUGUUGCUUGAAGCCAACUAUGUUUGUGAAUUAAAGAUGAAAAAAGAACUUUAUUGCCAUUUCGUGAAAGCAAAUCUUCAAAGAUAAGAGGUGUAUUCUGUUCAUAUGUUCUCAGAAGUUCAGGCAUGUUUUCAAAGCUCUUAGAAACUGUACAAAUUGCAGGUGUAUUGAAUUUAGCGGUUAGCACUUUCCCAAACAUUACAAUUGUUAAGAAUGGUGCAAAAAUGUUAGAAACGUUCAUCUGUCAAAGUAUGCACACUUUGAACUCAAAAUUGAAAACUGAAAUAGAUGAAAGACAUGUUCGGCUUAAUUAUGUCAGUGUUCUGAAAAAGGAAUUUAAACAUGAUGGGCCUCAUUGACAGAUUCUGUUUAGACUUAGCAUUAUCCAGAAUAAACCACA